UAGUAGGAAGCACUGCUCUCUGACUUCUUUCCUCCUCACAAUGCUUUUCCUCCUUCAUUUGUCCGCUGAGCUGCGAACAUGGACACACACUUACCCACGCUCUUCUUAUUAAUGCUGCUGAACUUCUCCACAUACAGCGGGUUCCUGAUCAGACACACGAGUAAAGGUGUGUGUGUGACGGUUAAGGAUGGAGUGGGUGUGGUUCUGAGGAUCUGUGACGUGAAGAACCCAUCUCAGGCCUGGACCUGGACUGUGGACAGGAAGCUGAAACACACUCACUCAGGUGUGUGUUUAUGGGUGAACCCGAGCCUGGGCGUGCCCUCUCACGCCCGCCUGGUGAAGACACGCCCCUGUAACUCCGCCCCUGCUUGGAAGUGUUACGAUGAGUUCGGGACCUUCGGGCUGGAGCUGUUGCCUCUGUACCUGCAGAAACAGGGCGAGCGGGCCGUGGUCCGGUCUGAACCCAAACACUCCAACUGGACCCAGUACACGGAGCAUAAAGUGGAGCUGACACACCUUUGCUCAAACACAGGUCCAUCAACAGCUGCUACAACCACAGGAGUGAUAGCAACAGUGAAGAUCCCUGUUACAGCCCACAACACAGUUAGAACCAGAACCAAAAGGACCAGGACCACUGGUACCUUUAAUAAGGACAAACUGACUCACACAGUUGAGUCGGGACUUCUCAACAUGGAGAAACAGGAAGCCAUCUCUGUCACGCAGCUCCCUUCUGAAAUGAGAAAUAUGAUGAGUAAUGUCACGGCUGUUUUAGAUUUCCUGCAGAACAUGCACUGGAGCAUGGAGGCGACCUCAGAGUUUACACGUAAUCCCACUGAAAGGCACAAUGUGGUGACAUCACAUCCUGCAAUGGAUGAAGCUACACGCUUCAGAUCUCCAACUGCAUCGAACCCCUCCAACUCCCUCAAUUCCUCUAACUCCUCCUCAAACUCUUCCUCCAACUAUUCCUCCACUGCCUCUGUCUUCUCAACAUCAGUACUUGAAAUUUCAGCACAAAUGUUUUCAGCAGCCGAGACUCAGCCUGACAUCAAACCUGUAAAACACACGACAACACGGUCACGUAUCCCAGGAAGCCGACACACAGUAACUUCAAGAGCAGCACUAAGCAAAACUCAGACACCGAGCGUGAUGACUGCAAACACAACUGCAACCACAGCUUCCCCCACAGCGACCACAACUGCCCCUACAGUGACCAUGACUGAGACCACAACUGCCCCUACAGUGACCAUGACUGAGACCACAACUGCCCCUACAGUGGCUGAAGCACUGAGUGAAACCACAUCUACUGCAGCUCCUACACCAGCUACAACUAAACCCAUAACUGGAGCUACUCAAACAACCAUGACUGCCCCUGUACCCCAAAAUACUACUACAUUUACAACUGCUCCUGGGACUAGAGCAGCUCCAACUACAACUGGAUUUGUACCUAAAUUUAUUACGUCAACUAAUUCUAAAAGGGUAACUACACCCAGGCCUGUAACUACGGUAAUUGGAGCAACUGCAACAUCCUGUGUUACUACUGCAGCUCCAACUACAACUGCUCCUGGAACUGCUUCAACUCCAAAAACAACUACUCCUGUAACUGUUUUAGCUCCAACUGCAACUGCCCCCCUUAUAAAUACAGCUAGCAGAGCAACUAGACCUAUAACCAAAGCUCCCAGGUUCCCCUUAAUUACCCCUAUUAAUAAAGCAAGAAGGGUAACUACAUCUACCCCUGCAAUUUCUACAGCUCUAACUACAACUCCAGCUACAAUUGGCUCAAUAAAUACAGCUACUGAGGCAACUACAUCUGCCCCAAUAACUACAACUACUGAGGCAAGUACAUCUGCCCCAAUAACUACAACUACUGAGGCAACUACAUCUGCCCCAAUAACUACAACUACUGAGGCAACUACAACUGCCCCAAUAACUACAGCUACUAAAGUAACAAAGACUAGAAUGGCAACUACUGAACCUGCAACAACAACCACUCCAACCACCACUGUGUCCUCCACCACGUUCACCACCUCCACCACCCCUCAGCUUGAAACCACAGAGGAAAAGGUCAGGUGUGUGGUGAACCAAACUGAAGCCAUCAUUAACACAUACUCCUCUGUGAUUAAGUUCAGAUCAGCAGGACAGUUCUGUGUUUUCACACUGAUCAACCGUGAGACCGGAUCUCAAUUAACCAACUGCUCUCAGAUCCAAACCCACAGCAACGGAUUUACCUGUGAGGUGUCAGAUCUGCAACCUGGCAGUGUUUAUCAUUUUGGAAUAAUUUCCCAAACCGAUGGAGAGCAUUUCGACAUUUCACUUCAGACUGCUCCAUCAGCAGUAAGCAGUCUGAGCGUCUCCGCCUCCUCCACCAGCAUCAGGGUUUCCUGGCAGCCAGGGCCUGGACGCAGAGAGGCAUUCUGGGUAACGCUAAAUCGUGAAGAUGCACUAGUCCAGAACCUGAAGUUUAAAAGCACUGUGACGUCAUGCACUCUGGAUGGCCUUAGUCCAGGAGCACUGUAUACGGUCACUGUGGUAACAGAAGCAGUGGGGAAACAACAAAAUGCAACAAAAGACAUUCGGACAGUUCCUGCUCCUGUAACUGGGCUAAAACUGGAGAAUGACGGCAGUGAGAACUCAUUAAACACCGCCUGGACUCCUGCAGAAGGAGAAGUGGAUGAAUACCUGAUCUCUUUAACUUCCUCUUCCUCCUCCACUGAGCAGGAAGCUGUGCUCCACCCCAACACAUCCCAUUGGCUCUUCAGGGGACUGACACCUGGACAGGCCUAUCAGGUGUCAGUAAGGACUAAGAGUGGGGAACUCAGCACAGAGGCUAAAGCUGCAGGUAGAACAGUUCCUGCUCCUGUAACUGGGCUAAAACUGGAGAAUGACGGCAGUGAGAACUCAUUAAACACCGCCUGGACUCCUGCAGAAGGAGAAGUGGAUGAAUACCUGAUCUCUUUAACUUCCUCUUCCUCCUCCACUGAGCAGGAAGCUGUGCUCCACCCCAACACAUCCCAUUGGCUCUUCAGGGGACUGACACCUGGACAGGCCUAUCAGGUGUCAGUAAGGACUAAGAGUGGGGAACUCAGCACAGAGGCUAAAGCUGCAGGUAGAACAGGUGAGUGCAAACCACACCCACUGCUAGGCAUUGUGGAUGGGAAGUGUGUUCCUGCUCCUGUAACUGGGCUAAAACUGGAGAAUGACGGCAGUGAGAACUCAUUAAACACCGCCUGGACUCCUGCAGAAGGAGAAGUGGAUGAAUACCUGAUCUCUUUAACUUCCUCUUCCUCCUCCACUGAGCAGGAAGCUGUGCUCCACCCCAACACAUCCCAUUGGCUCUUCAGGGGACUGACACCUGGACAGGCCUAUCAGGUGUCAGAUUUAUUCUUUUGUAAUAUAAAUAUUUGUGUUUCUGCAGUUCCUGCUCCUGUAACUGGGCUAAAACUGGAGAAUGACGGCAGUGAGAACUCAUUAAACACCGCCUGGACUCCUGCAGAAGGAGAAGUGGAUGAAUACCUGAUCUCUUUAACUUCCUCUUCCUCCUCCACUGAGCAGGAAGCUGUGCUCCACCCCAACACAUCCCAUUGGCUCUUCAGGGGACUGACACCUGGACAGGCCUAUCAGGUGUCAGUAAGGACUAAGAGUGGGGAACUCAGCACAGAGGCUAAAGCUGCAGGUAGAACAGUUCCUGCUCCUGUAACUGGGCUAAAACUGGAGAAUGACGGCAGUGAGAACUCAUUAAACACCGCCUGGACUCCUGCAGAAGGAGAAGUGGAUGAAUACCUGAUCUCUUUAACUUCCUCUUCCUCCUCCACUGAGCAGGAAGCUGUGCUCCACCCCAACACAUCCCAUUGGCUCUUCAGGGGACUGACACCUGGACAGGCCUAUCAGGUGUCAGUAAGGACUAAGAGUGGGGAACUCAGCACAGAGGCUAAAGCUGCAGGUAGAACAGUUCCUGCUCCUGUAACUGGGCUAAAACUGGAGAAUGACGGCAGUGAGAACUCAUUAAACACCGCCUGGACUCCUGCAGAAGGAGAAGUGGAUGAAUACCUGAUCUCUUUAACUUCCUCUUCCUCCUCCACUGAGCAGGAAGCUGUGCUCCACCCCAACACAUCCCAUUGGCUCUUCAGGGGACUGACACCUGGACAGGCCUAUCAGGUGUCAGUAAGGACUAAGAGUGGGGAACUCAGCACAGAGGCUAAAGCUGCAGGUAGAACAGUUCCUGCUCCUGUAACUGGGCUAAAACUGGAGAAUGACGGCAGUGAGAACUCAUUAAACACCGCCUGGACUCCUGCAGAAGGAGAAGUGGAUGAAUACCUGAUCUCUUUAACUUCCUCUUCCUCCUCCACUGAGCAGGAAGCUGUGCUCCACCCCAACACAUCCCAUUGGCUCUUCAGGGGACUGACACCUGGACAGGCCUAUCAGGUGUCAGUAAGGACUAAGAGUGGGGAACUCAGCACAGAGGCUAAAGCUGCAGGUAGAACAGUUCCUGCUCCUGUAACUGGGCUAAAACUGGAGAAUGACGGCAGUGAGAACUCAAUAAACACCGCCUGGACUCCUGCAGAAGGAGAAGUGGAUGAAUACCUGAUCUCUUUAACUUCCUCUUCCUCCUCCACUGAGCAGGAAGCUGUGCUCCACCCCAACACAUCCCAUUGGCUCUUCAGGGGACUGACACCUGGACAGGCCUAUCAGGUGUCAGUAAGGACUAAGAGUGGGGAACUCAGCACAGAGGCUAAAGCUGCAGGUAGAACAGUUCCUGCUCCUGUAACUGGGCUAAAACUGGAGAAUGACGGCAGUGAGAACUCAUUAAACACCGCCUGGACUCCUGCAGAAGGAGAAGUGGAUGAAUACCUGAUCUCUUUAACUUCCUCUUCCUCCUCCACUGAGCAGGAAGCUGUGCUCCACCCCAACACAUCCCAUUGGCUCUUCAGGGGACUGACACCUGGACAGGCCUAUCAGGUGUCAGUAAGGACUAAGAGUGGGGAACUCAGCACAGAGGCUAAAGCUGCAGGUAGAACAGUUCCUGCUCCUGUAACUGGGCUAAAACUGGAGAAUGACGGCAGUGAGAACUCAUUAAACACCGCCUGGACUCCUGCAGAAGGAGAAGUGGAUGAAUACCUGAUUUUUUUAACUUCCUCUUCCUCCUCCACUGAGCAGGAAGCUGUGCUCCACCCCAACACAUCCCAUUGGCUCUUCAGGGGACUGACACCUGGACAGGCCUAUCAGGUGUCAGUAAGGACUAAGAGUGGGGAACUCAGCACAGAGGCUAAAGCUGCAGGUAGAACAGUUCCUGCCAGGCCGAUGUGGUGUACUUUAGUGCCUCUUGGUGACCCUGUGUCUCUUAGGCUGUCCUGGUCACCGACCGUAGGACAGUGGGAAUAUUACAAGGUGCAGCUGCUCAAUGCCUCAUUUGUGAUAAUGAACCAAACGAUAGACAGGGCAGCAAAGGACUUUCUGUUCACCAGCAAAACUCUGCUCCCUGGGAGUUUGUACACUGCCAAGAUCACCGUGUUCAGCAGUUCUUUAACCAACACACAGUCCUGCCAAGCAAGACUCGCCCCUGGGCGUGUUCAGAAGCUUCUUGUCCAUCACAGUGAUGAGUCGUCAGUGUGUGUACAGUGGCGCCCCCCGCUGGGAGAGUGGGAGAAAUAUUCUGUCUAUCUGACAGAUAUAGGAGGAGAAGUGAACAAAAGACAGACACUAAGCAGAGAGAUAAAUGAGUGCAGCUUUCAUGACCUCACACCUGGAAAAGAGUAUAAUAUCACUGUGGUAACACACAGCGGAGCCCUGAACAGCUCCACCUCCAUCACCACCCACACCAUUCCAGCCGGUGUCACACAGCUGACUGUCAAUAACGAGGGUACAACUGAUUCUCUGCGUGUGAGCUGGACUAAAGCGGAAGGAGAUGUUGACUUGUACCGCAUGCUGCUUAUCCAGAACAGCAUUGUGAUCCGAAAUGAGAGUGUGACAUCACAGCAGACAUCACAUAGCUUCCACAUGCUGAAGAGUGGCACCCCCUACAGGGUGGUGGUGAUCAGCAUGAAGAACGGUGUGUCCUCCAAACAGAGAGUGUCUGAGGGGUGCACAGUGCCUGCAGCGGUGGGUGGAGUCUCGGUCAGUAAUAACGGUCGGCCAGAUUUCCUCAGUGUGUGGUGGAGACCGGCGCAGGGGGAAGUGGACAAGUACACAGUCACACUCAGUCACUAUGGCAACAUCAUACACACACACACUGUGCCCAAGUCCAGCUCUGAGUGUGUGUUCAACUCACUGGUGUCUGGCCGCCUGUACAACAUCAGCGUCAACACACACAGCGGGUUGUACACCAACCGCACAGUGGUGCAGGAGAGAACACAGCCAUCUCCCGUGCUGACUCCGUGUGUUACACACAUGGCGCGGGAUGACUCUUUGAGGGUGUACUGGCGACGUCCUGCUGGAGAUUUUGACUUUUACAAGAUUGUUGUUAAACACAACAACGUGAUCCAACACAACACCACAGUCACACAGUCCCAAGAUGAGUGUGUGUUCACUGACCUUGUCCCGGGACGACUGUACACCGUCAUCAUCAGUACUUGGAGCGGCAAGUACGAGGCCAGUGUGUCCACUCACGGGAGAACACUCCCCGGUGGUGUGCGUAACCUGACGUUGUUGUCUCGGGGGACGCAGGAGCUGGGCGUGGCGUGGGCAUCAGCUGUAGGAGAUGUGGAUCAUUAUGAGGUUCAGAUUGUGUUUAAUGAUAUGAAGGUGUUUCACCCGGUCACUCUGAGCAGCAGUACGACUCAGCACGUCCUCUCACUGCUCACGCCCGGACGCCUCUACAAGAUCAUUGUGUCCACCUUCAGUGGCCCCAAUCUCAGUACACGCUUCAUUGAAGGGAGGACAGUCCCGAGUAAAGUGAAGAACAUCCACGUCAGUAAUGUAGAGGAGACAUCAGGUCUGCGUGUGAGCUGGACUCCAUCUCAGGGUGAUGUGGACAGUUACUGUGUGUUUUUGAUUGGUCCAGGCGGAGUCAUGGAGACACGCCCCACCCCCAAACACAUUAAUGAGAUCACCUUCAGCUCAUUACAGCCUGGAGAGAAAUACAGCAUCCGAGUGCAGUCUAUCAGUGGGAAUUUACACAACAACAACACUGUUACAGCACGUACAGUGCCUUCCCCAGUGGCGUCAGUGCAAGUGGACAGUGACGUGAGUCUGAGCAGUGUGUGUGUGAGGUGGCGUGCGGGGCAAGGUGUGUGUGAUGGGUUCAGCGUGUUGCUGCAGGAUGAGAGAGGGUCGGUAUUGAGGAACGUCACGCUGCCACCUGUCUCACUGCAGCAUGAGUUCAUACAGCUCACUCCAGGCAGGAAGUACCGCAUCCUCAUACACACCCUGAGUGGCGGGAUUCAGAGCAGAGUGGCCGUCACACACACACGCACACUCCCGGCACCGGUCACUGAUCUGUCCAUCCUGAGCCGCUCAUCCUCAUCCCUGUCUCUUGGCUGGUCUCGUCCUGAGGGGGAUUUUGACAGAUUUGUGGUUUACCUGUACAGAGGUGACAGCUCUCUGCAGGAGCAGUGCAGUGGAGGAGCGAACAUGAUGAGCUGCUCCUUCUCUCACCUGAGACCUGGAACAGAGUACAGAGCCACGGUUCUGACGUGGAGCGCGGAACUCAGCAACAAAAACUCCAUCCACAUCCGCACAGUGCCGGCGGCCGUGUCCUCUGUGUGUGUGGAGAGCAGGAACAGGACAGACACUCUGUAUGUGAGCUGGAAACCUGCUGCAGGUGAAGUGAGCGGAUACACAGUCACUCUGUAUGACUCAAAUCAAUCCCAGCAUGCCAGGCAGCAUCUGAGCUCUGACAUCACACAGCUGGAGUUCCAUGGGCUCGUACCUGGACGCCUCUACUUUACCAACAUCACCACACACAGUGCUAACCUCUCCAACAUAGCUGCCUCCAUCUCCAGGACUGCUCCAAAGCCGCCAUCGUUGUUCUCUUAUGGGGACGUGACCAACACGUCAGUGGAGGUGAAGUGGGCAGUGCCAGACGGAACAGAUUAUGAUGACUUUGAUCUGCAGUGGUCUCCAGGUGACGGCCUCUCAGUGAUUAACCCGUAUCAGAGCACCACGUCAUGCAGCCGCCUGCUGAAGGACCUGUACCCCGGACGACUGUACACACUCCGCCUCCGCACCGUCAGCCGCGCAGGAGGACACGCUACAUACAGCCAACACAUCUACAUACACAUCCGCACAAAGCCUCAGCGGAUCUCGAGUCUGCACUGUCGGCCGUUGAACUCAUCUGCGAUCUUGUGUUCGUGGAGCGCCCCACAGGCUGAUUUUGACUCGUACAAGGUGGAGUGUUUCCGUCAGGACUCGGGUGUGUUGGUGAACUCCAGACGAACGCUGCGCAACUCCACGCUGUACCACAUCACAAACCUCGAACCUGACAAACGCUACAGGGUCUCCGUUAAAGUUGUCUCCGACAACAUGACCAGCGAGGCAGCCGAGCACAGCACCAUCACCAUGAUUGACCGCCCCCCACUGCCCCCUCUCUCCAUCCGGGUCAGUAAGAGCACCGCCCACAUCACUAAGUCCUCCAUCUUCUUCCAUUUUAACUGCAGCUGGUUCAGUGACGCUAACGGUGCCGUUCAGUACUUCAGCAUCAUCGUAACAGAGUCUGACAAGAGUGAAGAUGUUCAGCCUGAACAGCCUGAACAGCCUGAACAGCGCCACCCGCUGCCCUCAUACAGGGAUUACAUCAAUAACACUUUAGUGAAGGUGUAUCAGACAGGAUAUUUCCCCAGCAAUUGUGACGAUGGACUCAGAGGCUCCACACACACUUUCAACAUCACACUGGGCUCAGGCAUGGACACUCUCGGGGGGAAGUGUGAAAACACGGACACAGAGCGCAGUGUGUACUGUGACGGCCCUCUGAAACCCAACACUGCCUACAGACUAAGUGUGCGAGCGUUCACGCAGCUGGGUUCAUCUCCCCUCUUUAGAGAUACCUUCCUCUCGCUGCCUUUAGUCACAGACAGAGAGCCUCUAGGGGGUGUGAUUGAGGGAGUAAGUGCUGGACUCUUCCUCAUCAUCUCAGUGGUGGGAAUCAUCGUCAUCCUCAUCUGCAGACACAAAACACACAAAGUUGUACAGGAGCCAAUGGUGCGGAUGAGUGUAAGGAGAGAAAGAACGACAUCAAUCUCGAGAAUUAGAGGGAAUAGACGCAUCUCAAGUCCGAUUAACAUCUUAAACUUCGAGGCUCAUCUCACUAAACUGCAAGCCGACUCCAACUACCUGCUGUCUCAGGAAUACGAGGAUCUGAAGGAAGUGGGUCGGAACCAGCCUCUGGACACUGCGUUACUGCCGGAAAACCGAGGAAAAAACCGCUACAACAACAUUCUACCAUAUGAUUCCACUCGAGUGAAACUAUCGUGUGUGGAUGAUGAUCCGAGUUCAGACUACAUCAACGCCAGCUACAUUCCUGGGAAUAAUUUCAGGCGUGAGUACAUCGCCACACAGGGACCACUUCCUGGUACUAAAGAUGAUUUCUGGAAAAUGGUGUGGGAGCAGAACGUCCACAACAUUGUCAUGGUGACGCAGUGUGUGGAGAAAGGACGGGUGAAAUGUGACCACUACUGGCCAUUUGAUCAGGACCCACUGUAUUAUGGAGAUCUGAUUGUGCGGAUGCAGUCUGAGUCCGUUCUACCAGAGUGGACCAUCCGGGAGUUUAAGAUCUGCAGUGAGGAUCAGCUGAAUUACUCUAGAACUGUACGUCAAUUCCACUACACUGUUUGGCCUGAUCACGGAGUUCCUGAAAGCACUCAGUCUCUGGUGCAGUUUGUUCGCACUGUGAGAGAUUACAUCAACAGAACCCCGGGUUCCGGACCUUCCGUCAUCCACUGCAGUGCCGGAGUAGGUCGUACUGGAACCUUUAUUGUUCUGGACCGGGUUCUGCAGCAGCUAAACACUAAAGACACAGUGGACAUUUAUGGUGCUGUGUUUGACUUGAGACUGCAUCGCUCACACAUGGUGCAGACUGAGAGUCAGUACACGUACCUGCACCAGUGCGUACGUGAUGUUCUUCGUGCGAGAAAGUUACGGAGUGAGCAGGAGAACCUGCUGUAUCCUGUCUAUGAGAACGUGGCUCCAGAGAACCACUGGGAUGGACUGCACAUGCGCCGUUAAAAGCUGUAUGGACUGGAUGAAGACUUCACUUUUGAAACACUGAAUUAAAUAUAUAUUAACUUUAUAUUAUAUUAUAUUUAUAAUAUAUUAUAUUUUUUUUAUAGAGCAUGUGUAAGUAUGUUAUAAACACAGUGUAUAUUGUUUAUAAAUCUCGUACAUAAGCUACUGUACAGGACAGAGUGAAUGUUAUCAUACAAAAUGAAGACUUUUUACUGCA
Messenger RNA from Pangasianodon hypophthalmus (striped catfish), 10369 nucleotides. Its product is annotated as receptor-type tyrosine-protein phosphatase beta. Lineage: Eukaryota; Metazoa; Chordata; Actinopteri; Siluriformes; Pangasiidae. The transcript is spliced from 43 exons. The record is from RefSeq and is a predicted model, not a curated record. Gene Ontology annotation, biological process: protein dephosphorylation; angiogenesis. Gene Ontology annotation, molecular function: cadherin binding; protein tyrosine phosphatase activity. The coding region runs from base 79 to 10152 and encodes 3357 amino acids.